CUUUGCGCCCUGGCCUUGCAGGUGGGAAAUAUGUUCCCAGGGCUGUAUUAGUUGAUCUGGAGCCCGGGACGAUGGAUUCAGUCCGGUCAGGGCCUUUCGGACAGAUAUUCCGGCCGGAUAACUUUGUGUUCGGGCAGAGCGGCGCCGGCAACAACUGGGCCAAGGGCCACUACACCGAGGGGGCGGAGCUGGUGGACUCCGUGCUGGACGUGGUGAGGAAGGAGGCCGAGAGCUGUGACUGCCUCCAGGGCUUCCAGCUCACCCACUCCCUGGGCGGGGGCACGGGCUCGGGCAUGGGCACCCUGCUGAUCAGCAAGAUCCGCGAGGAGUACCCGGACCGCAUCAUGAACACCUUCAGCGUGGUGCCCUCGCCCAAGGUGUCCGACACGGUGGUGGAGCCCUACAACGCCACCCUGUCGGUGCACCAGCUGGUGGAGAACACGGACGAGACGUUCUGCAUCGACAACGAGGCCCUGUACGACAUUUGCUUCCGGACCCUCAAGCUGACCACCCCCACCUACGGCGACCUCAACCACCUGGUCUCCGCCACCAUGAGCGGCGUCACCACCUGCCUGCGCUUCCCGGGCCAGCUCAACGCCGACCUGCGCAAGCUGGCGGUCAACAUGGUGCCCUUCCCCCGGCUGCACUUCUUCAUGCCCGGCUUCGCCCCCCUCACCAGCCGCGGCAGCCAGCAGUACAGCUCGCUGACCGUGCCCGAGCUGACCCAGCAGAUGUUCGACGCCAAGAACAUGAUGGCCGCCUGCGACCCGCGCCACGGCCGCUACCUGACGGUGGCGGCCAUCUUCCGCGGCCGCAUGUCCAUGAAGGAGGUGGACGAGCAGAUGCUGAACGUCCAAAACAAGAACAGCAGCUACUUUGUGGAGUGGAUCCCCAACAACGUCAAGACGGCCGUGUGCGACAUCCCGCCCCGGGGCCUCAAGAUGUCCGCCACCUUCAUCGGCAACAGCACGGCCAUCCAGGAGCUCUUCAAGCGCAUCUCGGAGCAGUUCACCGCCAUGUUCCGCCGCAAGGCCUUCCUGCACUGGUACACGGGCGAGGGGAUGGACGAGAUGGAGUUCACCGAGGCUGAGAGCAACAUGAACGACCUGGUCUCCGAGUACCAGCAGUACCAGGACGCCACUGCCGAGGAGGAGGGAGAGUUUGAGGAGGAGGACGACGAGGAGGUGGCCUGAUUUUUCUUUCUUGUUUUUCCUUCCAUCCCUCCUCUCCGCCCUCCAGGCGGACCUCUGUCUGUCUUUAGUGUGUGCGUGUGUGCAUGACCACUCUCUCUCUCUCUCGUUCCCCGUGUCUCGCUCUGGUUCAGUGUCUCGGCACCCCCCCCCCCCCCCCAAUAAAACGAGAAUUUUGAUAGCA
Molecule: messenger RNA, 1374 nt
Organism: Hemiscyllium ocellatum (epaulette shark)
Lineage: Eukaryota; Metazoa; Chordata; Chondrichthyes; Orectolobiformes; Hemiscylliidae
Product: tubulin beta chain
Exons: 2
Coding region: 72-1193 (373 amino acids)
Biological process (GO): microtubule cytoskeleton organization; mitotic cell cycle
Cellular component (GO): microtubule; cytoplasm
Molecular function (GO): GTPase activity; GTP binding; structural constituent of cytoskeleton
Source: RefSeq, a predicted model, not a curated record